AAGCGGAAGUAGAUGGGGGUUCACCCUCUCGCUCUGCCGUGCUCGCGCCUCUUCGGCAGCUAUGCUAACGCGGCUAGGUCUCCGAUCAAUGAAGGAGGUGGUGCGUUUACGUGCUUAAUAAUUAACACACAGGGGAACAGGGAAGGGCACUUUAGACUGUCAUUCAUCACGGAGAGCGCUGCUAUUUUAACACCCCAGGAAACAUGACAGCAGAGACGAACAGAGUGCAGCGGCCAGAAAGCCACAGGACUCUGCAGAGAGAAGAAAUCAGAAUAUAAGCGCGGGAUUUGAGCAUAAACCAUUAAUAAAUUAAAAUGUUACGGUUGUGUCUGCGUCACAUGGCUCUGCGCAGAAGAUACCCACAUCCUGGUUCCUCGUUCCAAACAACCAGAUCCUCCAGUUCACUCAGGGACGGUAAGCGCAGAGGACUGUUGUGGAAGACACUUUUUGGCCUGUCCGUUGGCGUACCUGUGGCAGUGGGAGUCCACUAUGCCGUGUCAGCACCGAGAGAGAGGAGGAAGAUGAAGAUUGUGGUUGAAGGAUUUGGUCGCUUGUUCAGAUCUCUCUCUGUGGGUAUCUUUAUCUCCGUGGAUUACUGGUGGACCACCAACGUGGCUCUCCGUGGUCUGGAUGAGAGCAGCCCAUCCUACUUGGCUGAGAUGUCAGCCUGCCACCAGAGGGCAGCAGAGUUCAUGGUGGAAGGAGCCGUGAGGAACGGCGGAAUAUACAUAAAACUCGGCCAAGGUCUGUGUUCUUUCAACCACCUCCUACCCCCCGAGUAUAUCCGCACCCUGCAAAUACUUGAAGACAAGGCCUUGAACAGGAAGUACAAAGAGGUGGAUGCUCUCUUCCAAGAAGACUUCAACAAAACUCCAGAGCAGCUUUUCAAAACGUUUGACUAUGAACCCAUCGCUGCCGCCAGCUUGGCUCAGGUUCAUAGAGCAGAACUGUUCGAUGGGACUCCCGUAGCCGUGAAGGUGCAGUACAUCGACCUUCGAGAUCGGUUUGACGGCGAUAUCAGAACACUGGAGAUCCUUCUGGAUAUUGUGAAGUUCAUGCACCCAAGCUUUGGUUUCCGAUGGGUCCUUAAGGACUUGAAGGGUACAUUGGCUCAAGAGCUGGACUUUGAAAACGAGGCCAGGAAUUCUGAGCGGUGCGCAGAGGAGCUGAAACACUUCAGUUUCGUUGCUGUACCCAAAGUGUUCUGGGAGCAAACAAGUAAGAGAGUGUUGACAGCAGAGUUUUGCGACGGUUGCAAAAUCAACAACGUGGAAGAAAUCAAGAAACAAGGACUGAGUAUGAAAGAUGCUGCAGAUAAACUGAUCCGAACAUUCGCUGAGCAAAUAUUCUACACCGGUUUCAUCCAUGCUGACCCGCAUCCUGGAAAUGUUCUUGUGAGACGAGGUCCCGAUAACAAGGCAGAGUUGGUGCUCUUGGACCACGGCUUGUACGAAUACCUCAGUCAACGUGACAGAGUGGCUCUUUGUAAACUGUGGAGGUCCAUAGUCCUGAGAGACGAGGCAGCCAUGGAAAAGUACUCCAAUGCACUUGGUGUGAAAGAGUACUUCCUCUUCAGCGAGAUGCUGCUGCAGCGACCCAUCAACAUGCGGGAGCUGGGUCUGUCCAACAUCCUGAGUCGAGAGGAGACCACCUACAUGCGCAAAAUGGCCACCCAGCGCUUCGACAGCAUCAUGAAGGUGCUGAAGUCGAUGCCUCGGCCCAUGCUGCUCGUCUUCCGGAACAUCAACACAGUCCGAAGCAUCAACAUCGCUCUGGGAGCACCGGUGGACCGCUACUUCGUCAUGGCCAAGAGUGCGGUGCGUGGCUGGGGGAAGAUUCAGGCGGAGAGGGCAGGAAUGCUGCCCCAGUUCUGGGUCUUCCGCUGGGUCAGGACAACAUGGGAGAGCCUCAAGUUUGAACUGGCUUUGAGAUGGGAGCUGGCAACGAUGAGCGUGACCCGUUCGAUCGUGAACCUGCUGUCGUACUUCGGUCUCCUAUCUCUGGACGCAGAAAUGUACGAGUACCUGAGAUAGUGCUCGCACUCUGAAGGAACGGACAACGAGGAGCUGUCCGAAGUUCUCAUGUAACCCAACAGCAGGGAGCCUUUCACUAGUGUAGCAGCUCCAAAAGCUGCGAGUCAUGGUGCUGCUCGACUGGGAACGCUCGUUUCCACGCCAAACCAUCCUAAACUCUACUGUGAGACGUGACUUCUUCACGGUGGGUUAGAACGGAUUGAACUGCAGGACUGUACAGCAUCAAACCCACAUCCGAGUAGCCUUUUGUUGUUUUUAAUAACUGUAUUUAGAACUUUUUAAUUUGUUUUAGUCUAAUCUUAGCACAGCAAAUUGUUUUGAAAUGCAAAUUUGAGUUAUUUAAGUUGCAAUUUGUUUUAAAAAAAUUAAGUUUAUUUAACCAGAUGAUGUUUUGUAGUAGCUGCAGCAUCCUGGCUAAGCAAUACAUCAUAGUCUUUGUAUAUUAUGUAUGUGUAUGAUAACUCUACCUGUUGUAAACAAGCUACACACAGCCGUGUUAAGAAAACUCUUUACAGGUUGUCUUGGAAGGAAACUAAGUGAAUGUUGAAUGAAGUCGUGUUCAGAGUUACUUGAAUGAAAGCUAUGUCGUUGGUGUUUUGGUCUCCUCAGUUUAUCUGCUGCACUCCUUGCAGGUCCCUGUGCCACCUCACCAAAUAUUUCAAAAUGACUUUAAUUAUGUUAAUAAAAUCUUCUACCUCCUUUUUAAA
Molecule: messenger RNA, 2740 nt
Organism: Larimichthys crocea (large yellow croaker)
Lineage: Eukaryota; Metazoa; Chordata; Actinopteri; Sciaenidae
Gene: adck5
Product: aarF domain containing kinase 5
Exons: 16
Coding region: 315-2033 (572 amino acids)
Source: RefSeq, a predicted model, not a curated record